Messenger RNA from Closterium sp. NIES-67, 1319 nucleotides. Lineage: Eukaryota; Viridiplantae; Streptophyta; Zygnematophyceae; Desmidiales; Closteriaceae. The record is from the annotation of a GenBank genome assembly.
GGGGUGGGUGGCCUGACAUUUAAUCUCGACUUGUCACGACGACGCAUAAGUUGGCGUUUAGGAACUUACUGCUGGCGAGUAGUACUGGUCAUUGUGCUGCUGUCAUCGCUGACAGUCUGGACCAUGGGAACCCACGGCAACCGCAGUAGCCUCCUUCGCGCCAUACUCUCCUCUCUCCUCCUCGUCUCCUCCUCAUUCCUCGUGUGCGCUCAGGACAAGCUAAACCCGCCGUUCGUUAAGGCGCCCAUAACGGACACGCAAUGGCACAAGGGCAGCGCGACAUUCUACGGAAACGAGAUGCUGCAGGGCAACUCGGGCAACUGCGGCUUCCCGUACCGCUUCGUCGACAACGUCACGCAGGUCGCCGUGCCCGACCCGCGCUGGUCGCAGUCGCUCACUAAGGGCGUCGAGGGCUUUAAGGGUGCGGCGUGCGGGCAGUGCUACGAGGUGAAGUGUCUGCGCACGGCGCGGUACGGCAACAAGGUGCACUGCACGUCGGACAAGGCGACGCGCGUGGUGAUCACCAACUUCGACACGCCGCGGUCCGAGGGGUGGCCCAACAACCACUUCGACUUCCACAGCACGGGUUUCAAGCGCAUCGCCGCGCUCGAGGCGGGCAUCGUGAACGUGCAGUGGCGCCGCGUGCCGUGCCCCGGCAGCACGGCCAAGUUCACAGUGAAGGGCAACCCGUACUGGCAUGACAUCACCGUGUACGACGUGCCGCGCGUCGGCGCCAUCACGGCCGUGUGGGUGCAGGUGGCGGGCAGCGGCGAGUGGAAGAAGGCGCGGCACAGCUGGGGCGCGCACUACUUCCUCAGCGGCAAGGUGGAGUGGGACAAGGCGGGCACGCGGGUGCGCGCGCAGAUGGCGGAGACGCGCGAGUUCAUCUACCCCAAGCGCGUGCAGGCCGCGUGAAGAAGGCGGGCGGUGCGCGGUGCUGCGCUGCGCGGCGGACGAUUGGGCAAGUGAAUAACGGGGUCGGCUCCGUGGCCUCGGUGAGACUCACGCUGCAGGCACGCUGAGGCCUCGACACGGGAGGAACACCCUUGGACCGCAGUAGUACGCUGGUGGAGAGUGGCGAAGCUCAGUGCGUGGUGGAGGAAAGUCUUAGACAUACUGUGACCGUUGCCGUGGGCUGUAGCUGUUCACUAAUAGACUAACAGGAUUUGGGAAUUGUGUAACCUGUCGCGGGUUUGUGGAUCAUGGCGUUCUUGGCCGCAUGGCUGGUACGUUCUGAGACGCUCUGCUGUCCUUGGGACAGACGGAGCGAAGUUGCUAGUCCUUAUACGAAUGUACUUGUAUUCGUGAAAUAAUGUUCG